GCAAUGGGUGGUGGACUGGUGGAGAGGAAGAGAAACUGGGAACUUAGGGUUUUUAAUUCUUUAUACAGCGAAGCUGAUGCUUUAAGUGCCGCGUAAAAAUCCUAACAUUGCUUACUGAACCGGAAGAGAAGAGGUUUGGGGGUCAGCGAUUCUAGGGUUUGUGUUUGAAGGAGAUUUCACGAUUCGUGGGUCUUAAUACAGGCUAUUGAGCCGGGGUGGUCGUGUUUUUGGAAACCAUUGAGAUACAUACCGAGGGGGAAAUGCGGGAAUCAAAGCUCGAAUUUGGUUGCAGAUCUAUGGAGAUGAUUGGAAACGUAGUUCAUCUACGAAGAAAGAGAAAGGCAAACGAUGCAGGGAACAUUAAGGUGGCAUCCCCUCUAACCUUGAUCCUUUGAUGUUGUUGUAUUUACAUCAACCAAAAAGAAAAAUGGAAGUGUUGUGAUGUAUUUUGCAUUUAGAGAAAAGGAAGCAUGGCAAGAAGAUCUUAUUGAAACCCCCUCUAAUCUUGAUCUUCUGAUGUUGUAGUUUAUGUAUCAACCAAAAAGAAAAAUGUAAGUGGUGUAAUGUAUUAUGCAGUUAGAAAAAAGAAAGCUUGAGAAGAUCUGUGGAUAGGGUUGUAGGAUUUUUUACUUUUGAUAUAUAGUUUCCUAAUUCUUCUUGGGUAUCUGAACUUAGAAACCGAAAGGGAAAGGGUUUUUGGUUCCCAAAGCUUUUCUGAGUUUUAGUCAAUACUCUGAGACUUGGCAGAUAUGGGUGAGCAGAGUGAUGUGAGGGGGAAUUUUUGGUCUAACGAGGAAGAAAAGGCCAUGGCGGAAGCUGUUUUGGGUGCUGAAGUCUGUGACUUCUUGACUUCCCCAAGCUAUGUUUCGCCAGACUUGGUUACAACGGCAAGCGACAAAAGUGUGCAGCAGGAGCUCUGCCAGCUUGUUGAAGGUUCGAACUGGACCUACGCCAUUUUCUGGCAGCUCUCAAGGUGUAAAUCUGGUGAGUUAGCCUUGAUAUGGGGAGAUGGACACUGCAGAGAACCCAAGAGAGACGAAAGAGAAGAAGAUGGGACCUCGGGGAAUUCUGAAUCACAUAAGGUUGAAGGAGGAGAGAAAGAGCAGGAGAUGAGGAAGCUGGUGCUUCAGAAGCUUCACUCCUUUGGUGGAUCAAAGGAAGAUAGCUAUGCUGCACGGUUGGAUUGUGUAUCGGAUGUAAAGAUGUUCUACCUUACAUCAAUGUAUUAUUCAUUCAAAUAUGAUGCCCAGGCUGGUCCUGCACUUUCGUUUGCCUCCCGUAGACCACUUUGGGUUGUGGACCAGAAGGUUUGUGCAGAUUAUUAUCAGUCAAGAUCAUAUCUGGCAAAAUCAGCUGGCUUUAGGACCCUGGUUUAUGUUCCAAUCGAUUCAGGGGUGGUGGAACUUGGUUCGGUUAAAUCACUCCAAGAAGAUCAAAAUGGCUUGCAGAUGAUUAAAACUUUACUUGGGGAUUCCAGUACUCGUCAGUCAACACCAAUGUCAACUGCAACAACGGCUCCUAAGAUCUUUGGCCAUGACCUUAGUCUGGGCAGCUCAAAAUCUCGUUCAAUCACUAUUAAUUUCUCUCCAAAGGUGGAAGAAGAUGAUGAGGGUUUCCAAUUAGAAUCCUACAGAGUGCAAGCAGCAGUCUCUAGACAUGGUAAAACCAUAGCUAUGAGCAAAGAAAUGGGUGCUAAUCGAGUUGUUGGAACUUUCCCCAAUGGCUGUAGAAGUGAAGAAAAUGAAGUUAAACUGUUUGCACAGCCUAGGCAGAUGAUCAUUGGGGCUCUAACCCAUUCAAGGGUUGUUGAACAAUCCAAGGAUGACAUGUUGCCUCGGCCUGAUGAGCGAAAACCUAGGAAAAGAGGGAGAAAGCCUGCUAAUGGGAGAGAGGAGCCAUUGAACCAUGUGGAAGCAGAGAGGCAAAGGCGGGAGAAACUUAAUCAGCGGUUUUAUGCAUUAAGAGCGGUUGUUCCCAACAUCUCAAAGAUGGACAAGGCCUCGUUGCUUGGAGAUGCCAUUACCCAUAUCACUGAUCUCCAAAUGAAGAUUAGGGUAUUGGAAGCUGAAAGGGAGAUGGUGAAUGGCAACCAAAAGCAAUUACCUGCUCCGGAUAUUGAUGUUCAGACAAGGAAUGAGGACACUGUUGUUCGUGUGAGCUGCCCUCUAGAUUCACACCCUGUCUCUAAAGUUAUUAAGGCAUUUAGAGAAAAUGAAGUUAUGGUUCAAGAAUCUAAUGUUUCAACCACGGACAAUGAUUCAUUGCUUCAUACGUUCUCCAUCCGUACUCAAAAUGGUACAAGUGAACAUUUGAAGGAGAAGUUAGUUGCUUCCCUUUCAAGAUGACCUGAUUAUAAAAUUGUACUUGUAAGAUGAGUUUCAGUGCAUCUCACUUUUUUUUUUUUUUUUUUAAAUUUUAUUGUUGGCCACUCCAAAGUGGCAAUUCCUGGUAUUGGAAUUGCUUGUACUGUACUAUGAAUGAAGUGUUUAUCAUCUAAUAUAUUUGUGUGUCCAGCCUUUGCUGAGACUGUU
Messenger RNA from Telopea speciosissima, 2531 nucleotides. Its product is annotated as transcription factor MTB3-like. Gene Ontology annotation, molecular function: transcription cis-regulatory region binding; DNA-binding transcription factor activity; protein dimerization activity. The transcript has a single exon. NCBI's taxonomy places the organism in Eukaryota, Viridiplantae, Streptophyta, Magnoliopsida, Proteales, Proteaceae. Gene Ontology annotation, biological process: regulation of DNA-templated transcription. Gene Ontology annotation, cellular component: nucleus. The record is from RefSeq and is a predicted model, not a curated record. Bases 750 to 2345 code for a protein of 531 amino acids.